GGCCACCUAUCGAUUCUCUCGGCGCUCGUUGGGUAACCGCAGCGCAGGCGCAGUAGCUGCCGGUGCUGCCAUUGCUGUCCUGUCAGUGCGAGGGUGGGAGAAGCCGGUAGAGGCGGCAGCUGAGUUGCAGUUUGUAAAGAUGGAGUUUCAAGCAGUGGUGAUGGCGGCUGGUGGGGGAUCCCGAAUGAUGGACCUAACUUCCAGCAUCCCGAAGCCCCUCCUGCCAGUAGGCAACAAACCUUUAAUCUGGUACCCAUUAAAUUUGUUAGAGCGAAUCGGAUUUGAAGAGGUCAUUGUGGUUACAACCAAAGAAGUCCAGAAGCUGCUAAACCUAGACACAAAGAUGAAAUUAGAUAUAGUGUGUAUCCCCGAUGAUGCAGACAUGGGUACUGCAGACUCACUAAGGCAUAUUCAUCAGAAAAUUAAGACUGAUGUCUUGGUACUGAGCUGUGAUCUGAUCACAGAUGUUGCUUUACAUGAGGUUGUGGAUCUGUUUCGAGCCCAUGAUGCCACACUCUCCAUGUUGAUGAAAAAAGUUCAUGAACCCACAGAAAUGGUACCGGGACAGAAAGGGAAAAAAAAGCCAGUGGAGCAGCGUGACUUCAUUGGAGUGGAUGACACAGGAAAGCGGUUGCUCUUCAUGGCUAAUGAAGCUGACUUGGAUGAAGAACUUGUCAUUAAGAGAUCCCUCCUUCAGAAGCAUCCUCGAAUGCACAUCAGGACAGGGCUGGCGGAUGCCCAUCUAUACUGCCUGAAGAAGUACGUGGUGGACUUCCUUGCAGAAAACAGGUCAUUAACAUCUAUCCGAAGUGAACUGAUUCCGUAUCUAGUUAGGAAACAGUUCUCCUCUCCUGCAUCAUUACGACAAGGACAGGACAACAAAGAGCAGGAUCAAAAGAAGGAUCAAAAGUCAUUAGACAUCUACAGUUACAUGAAGGGUGAUAGCUUGCUGGAAUUUGCUCCUGAUAAAUCAUGUUGGAAUGGUCACAGCGCAGAGCUGAAUGAAGCCUUCCACGGAGGAAAAGUGCGUUGCUACGUCCAUAUCAUGAAAGAGGGGCUCUGCUACCGAGUGAACACUCUUGGGUUAUACAUUGAAGCAAACAGACAGGUUCCUAAGCUGUUACCUGCUCUUGUGUGUCCAGAAGAACCAUUGGUUCACAUGUCCGCUCAAGUCACCGACAGAGGCCUGGUUGGAUCUGACAGCAUCAUUGGUUCAUCCACGCAGGUUGGAGAGAAGACAUCCAUUAAACACUCCAUCAUCGGCUCCACCUGCACCAUAAAAGACAGAGUUAAAAUAACUAACUGCAUCAUCAUGAACUCUGUCACAAUUGAGGAAGGGUGCAGCCUCCAGAGCUGCCUCAUCUGUCAUAACGCCGUGAUAGAGAAAGGAGCUGACCUCCGGGACUGUUUGAUUGGAAGCAGUCAGCGUCUGGAACCCAAAUCCAAACACGUUAACGAAGUCAUUGUGGGCAGCGAACAGCUGAUGGAAAUCUAACAUACCGGUUGUAAAGAUGCCUUUAAGGAAGCCAGAGCCCGCACCAUCGGAAGACCCUUCGUCUGGAGCAGGCCUGGCAGAGCUUACCCUGUCAUCGCUCCUUUCCCGUGCAACUUGGUAUUUGUCUUAAUAAAGAAGCAUUUCCCGA
Molecule: messenger RNA, 1643 nt
Organism: Mauremys reevesii (Reeves's turtle)
Lineage: Eukaryota; Metazoa; Chordata; Testudines; Geoemydidae
Gene: EIF2B3
Product: eukaryotic translation initiation factor 2B subunit gamma
Exons: 12
Coding region: 140-1495 (451 amino acids)
Biological process (GO): cytoplasmic translational initiation; biosynthetic process
Cellular component (GO): guanyl-nucleotide exchange factor complex; eukaryotic translation initiation factor 2B complex
Molecular function (GO): translation initiation factor activity; guanyl-nucleotide exchange factor activity
Source: RefSeq, a predicted model, not a curated record